Cuscuta europaea is the source of this 2000-nucleotide messenger RNA. The record is from the annotation of a GenBank genome assembly. Lineage: Eukaryota; Viridiplantae; Streptophyta; Magnoliopsida; Solanales; Convolvulaceae.
AUUGGAAUCUUGUAGCCGAACUGCCGAACCUCACCUGGCUCACCAGCAAUCAUCAUCCGAACCCUUAUCCGAACCAAAAUCCAAAUAACGAAACGACAACUGAAUCGUAAAAUUACCCGCCUUCCCCCACCUAUCGGCGGGUGUCUCAAAUCUUCCGGCAGCGGUGGAGCUUCCCCUUCUGCUCCGGCCUAAACCCUAAUCUCAUCCGUUUCGAAAAUUUCCAACCUAUUCUGUUCUAGAAUCAACCGCCGCGACAGAGUUAUCGAAGGCCGCACUUAUCCGAGUGUGCAGAUUGCUGAAUUGAAAUUAGGUUAAAGUAUUGGAUUGGAUAUGAGCUGAUUUUAGCAGAACAUGAGUAGACUAUCAAUCAGGCCGCGUCCACUUGACUUUAACAAGAAGCUUCCUAUAGUCAAAUCUUUCAAGGAUUUCGAUGAUGACAUUGAGAUUCCUUCUAAUACCCGCAACCAGAUUCUCCGCCUUGCAGCUGAAGCAGCAGAAAAUGAGGUACAUCAAGUUUCUGUCAAGAAACUGGCUUCUGAAAUACCUACUCCGGAGUCUGUCAUUGUAGAUACAUAUGAGAGCGAUUAUUUGCCCAAUUUUGCCCAGCCAACGUCAUAUAUACAUGCAAGGGGAGCUCGAGCUGAGCUUGGGGAAUUUGUGGAGUAUGAUCUUGAUAAUGAAGACGAAGAUUGGCUUCAAGAUUUCAACAUAGAAAGAAAGGCCCUUCCAGCUGAAAAGCUUGAGAUGAUACUGUUUAAACUCGAAGUUUUAGACCAUAAGGCUCGUGAAAGAGCAGGAGCAAUUACUCCUACUUUUGCAUCACCAAUCCCUGUGCUUCUUAGUUUUGAUGCUGCUGUUGAGGCUUUGCAAUCUAUUUCCACUACAUAUGGAGUUUUCCAGUCUAUUUAUAGCUACUGGAAAGAAAAGCGUGAAAGAUGGCAGAAGCCCAUUCUUCGGCGCUUGCAGCCACCUCCAUCUGUUAAUGAUACUAACCCAUAUAAUGUAUUUAGACCAAGGGAAAAGGCUCACAGGCUUCACACUAGGAGGAUGCAAAGGAGGGAAAACAAUGUUCAAUCCUUUGAAAAGCUUCGCCAGGUUAGACGCAACCUUGAACAAGCAAAGUCCAUUCUUGACACUCUUGUGAAGAGAGAAGAGAAAAAACGAGACCUUAUGGAGAGUGAAGUUAGCCUUCAGAGGAUUCAAAUGCAACAUAAGAAUGAUACUGAGCUUCUAAAAGAUAUGUUUGCCCUACAAGGAUUUCAUUCAUUUCCAAGCAUGGUUGGUUCAAGUGAUGAAGAAUUUGUUGACUCAGAUGAUGCUGAUCUUAGCCACCCACCCAAACGACCUUAUAUGGCGGUACAUAAUCAUCCUUCCUUCGACCCAAAGAUCAGGUUGGGUUCUGCAGGAAGCAUGAGGCGAGUGUUCAAACGACGUCAGGCCCCAAACGGAUGGCUCCAAAAUUUGGAGCCUGGGGAACCUGUUUUGCUGUUCACAAAGCCUCUGGAUCCCGAGAGACUGGCAGCUGCAGGCAUUUCUAUGCCUCCAUCAACAAGUUCUUCUCCACGCUGUCGUGGGCGUAUUGGCCGGGGCGGCCGACUGGUGUUUGACAGGUGGAACCUGCUUAUGCACACACCCAUUGACUGUGGAGAUGCUUUAUACGUAGCGCCAAAGCCUCGACAAGCCUCUCAUUUCUGACAGUCAAUUCCCUAGCUUUACAGAGUACUGCUUGGAUAUCAUGGAAAGCUUUGCUGGUAGAGAGAUCAACCAAUUGUUUCAAGUUAGUUGCUUUCUUUUCAAAGCUAUUACACACUAGUUAGAUAAGAUACUCUAAUUGUAAUUUGUGGAAAUGUAAUAGUAUUUGUUUAAGUUAUAAUGAAUUAUCAUGCUCCAUCACUUUUCUUGAUCCGCUUUUCUUUUGUGCAACUUUAUUAUUACUUGCUCCAGCUUCCAUUUUGACCACUGUCACAAUAUGGAAACACAAGUCUUACUUUUUGGUAUUG